Messenger RNA from Spinacia oleracea (spinach), 1327 nucleotides. RefSeq names its product 5-formyltetrahydrofolate cyclo-ligase-like protein COG0212. NCBI's taxonomy places the organism in Eukaryota, Viridiplantae, Streptophyta, Magnoliopsida, Caryophyllales, Amaranthaceae. Bases 32 to 1147 code for a protein of 371 amino acids. The record is from RefSeq and is a predicted model, not a curated record. Gene Ontology annotation, cellular component: cytoplasm. The transcript has 6 exons.
UGCCGGGAAUGAGAACCAACAUCAGCAGGCAAUGGACACGAUUGUAAUACGAGCACCACUACUCUCUUCUUAUCUCACACCUUCACCUUUCUCACUUCCCUCCAAAUUCCCAAGAACCCUAAUAUCAAUUGGGAUUCCACUAAAAAAUGCACCCAAUCAAAGAAAUCUAAAUUACAAAAUUCCAUCAAAUUCAAAACUGUAUAAUUCCCAGAAAAACAAUGCAGAAAUCUUCAACGAGGCGGCAUUUGAAUCAAAUCGCCUCACCCUUGAUGCUAAAGCUCGAGAAUCAAUGGCAGAAGCGUCAGAAAGGGAGAUGAGAGAGAGUGAAGGAAAGGAAGUUGACCCAAAAGCUUGGAAAUGGAGGAUUAGGAAGAGGGUUUGGGAUUUAAUGGAAGCCCAGAAUAUUGCUCAGUUUCCUCGACCUGUUCAUAAUCGUAUUCCUAAUUUUGUUGGUGCUACACUUGCUGCUAAUAAGUUGGGUGAACUGGAGGUGUUCCGGGGGGCGAGUUGUGUGAAGGUUAACCCAGAUUCUCCACAAAAACAAGUCAGAUUCUUGACGCUUUCUGAGGGGAAGAAACUGCUGACUCCACAGCCACGUUUAAGGACAGGGUUCUUUUCUAUUCUUGAGUCAGAAAUGUUGAGUCCAAGCACAAUAAAUGAGGCAUGCACCUCUGUAGGUGUAGCAAAAUAUGGAAGACCAAUUGGGCUGGAUGAAAAUAUCAAAGUAGACUUAAUUCUUGUUGGUUCAGUUGCCGUUGAUCCAAAGACUGGAGCCCGGCUAGGAAAGGGUGAGGGAUUUGCUGAACUUGAAUAUGGAAUGCUGCGUUACAUGGGCGCCAUUGAUGACUCAACACCUGUGGUCACUACAGUGCAUGAUCAACAACUGGUAGAUGAUAUUCCAGCUGAAAAGCUACUAAUUCAUGACGUAGCAGUCGACAUCAUUUGCACCCCAACACAGGUGAUAUUCACCAAUACGGAUAUACCAAAACCGCAAGGGAUUUACUGGGAGAAAUUGUCUCCCGAGAAACUGGGACAAAUACGAAUACUGAGAGAGCUAAAGAAGAGGAUUGAGCGAGAAACUGGGCAAAAGCUUCCUAGUGGCCCAUCUGAGAAGCUGCCCCCAACUGCACAACGAAGACGGCGCUAAACACUUUCUUCUUUUCUAGGCUCUUCAGCUAUGGAAUUAUACGAAGUAUAAUUUAUAUUUGUGUUACAUAUGUAGUUACUGGAUCAACCCUUGUACAAACACUUACGGUUCCUAUAAAUAUUAUACAGUAUGAGACAUGGCGGAAUAAUUUAUUUUCCUGUUUCAGGUCUGUUGUUUCUA